This is a messenger RNA of Cryptomeria japonica (Japanese cedar), 1957 nucleotides long. RefSeq names its product probable mitochondrial import inner membrane translocase subunit TIM21. Gene Ontology annotation, biological process: protein import into mitochondrial matrix. The transcript is spliced from 9 exons. Lineage: Eukaryota; Viridiplantae; Streptophyta; Pinopsida; Cupressales; Cupressaceae. The coding region runs from base 497 to 1363 and encodes 288 amino acids. The record is from RefSeq and is a predicted model, not a curated record. Gene Ontology annotation, cellular component: TIM23 mitochondrial import inner membrane translocase complex.
AAUCAUUUAGAUCUCACUUGUUCUAUAUUUUUCCCUCCUUUUAAGAUUUAGUAAAUAAGUGAUAGGUAUUGUUAUGUCUACAAAGCUGAGUGAAGCAAAUGCCUUCAACUCACAACGUCAAACGUCCAAGAAUUUGGAAAAAAAGCUUUAAACCCAAAUGCUUCUGAAACCCUAUUGCUUUUUGACAUUUUGUCUAACCUAUGGAUUCACCUCACCGAACGGAAGAUUAUAAACGAAGAACAGAAGGGUGGUUGUUUUUCUGUACAUAAAAUUGAUGGUACGAUGAUAAAUUGAUGCAUUGCAGCAAGGAUAAUCGUAAGGGAGCGAUCUGUAUGUGUGAGUGAACAAUAUUAAACCCCAUAGCAAUUUGAUCAAUCACCUGCUUUGAUCAAUCACCAGCAAAGCAGGUACGCCAAAGCUCAAGUGACCUCUUCAUGAUAUUUUAUAUCACUGUCACAAGUGAUUUGGCUUUGACAAGGAUGAUCAUUGCUUUUGCAUGCAGAAUUCAUUAUCUCAAAUAAGUCUCAGGCUCUUGCUGCGAUUUUUCUUUUCAUUGGAUAAGCAAUUUAAAGAGAGAAGAAUGAAACGGCAAGUGUGGCGGUCAGCUUCUUCUCAGAUUUUUAAAGAAUUAAAGAGAUGCAGGCCUGAUGUCAGGCUAUCAAGUAAUGUUUUGCCAGGUUUCUCAUCACAACUUGGUGAACGAAUUGGCAGUGCACAUGGUGUGGAAGUCAACUAUAGAAAUAAAGUGUUAAAAUCAAAUGGAAUGCAUUGGAUGUUUUCUUUCUCAGUCCGCACCCUUGCUUCUAGUUCUGCAACAGAGUCCAAUCAACAAACCAAGCAAGAGUUUCUGCAGAAACAUGAUAGAGAUGUUGCUAAAAAGGAGGACCCUUUUGAUCCUCUAACAGAUCAAAUUCCAGAGCAACCUGUAACGUUUGCUGAAGGUGCUUCUUACAGUCUUGUUAUAUUGGCAGGGUUGGCUGUUGCAGCAGGUGCUGCAUAUGCUGUAUUUAAGGAGCUUAUAUUUGAACCUAAAGAGUACAAAAUCUUCGGGAAGGCCUUGGAGAGAGUACAGAGUGACAGUCAGGUUAAAGUUCGAAUAGGAUCUCCUAUCACUGGGUAUGGCCAUGAAAGUAGGAAUCGUGCUGCCCGCCAGCGAAUUCCUCAUAGAAAAUGGAGUGAUGAAGAUGGAGUUGAACGUGUUGAGGUGAAUUUUUACGUUCGUGGGCCCCAUGGAGCUGGUAAAGUAUACAGUGAGAUGUUCAAGGAUAAAACAGAUAAGAAUUGGAAGUUUACAUAUUUAAUUGUGGAUGUCACAUCACCCACCCGGACACAACUUAUGCUGGAAUCUUAUGUUCCAGCAUGAUGUAUGAGUGAAAUUUGGUAUGGAAGUGUGCUGGUGUCAGUAUGCUUGAUUAGGCAGCAGAUUUUUCCAUUUUUUAUGCAAUAAUAUAUUUCUCACAACUCACAGGAAAAUUUAAUUUUAACCACUUUUUAACUGUCCGAUAGGUUUGUCCUUUUGUUUUCUUAAGUUACCUCCUACAGGGGUGUGGAAAUAUGAUGAUCUGGUUACAAUUUUUUACCCUUUACUCUUUCUUAGAAAGCCAAAGGCAAGAUAACUCAUUUCUGGUUAACAUGAGAUGUUUGAGGAAACAAAUUCCUCUCAUUCUAUUUAUUAACAUUUUUUCUCAGUUUACUACAGUGGAUAACUCUGAGCCACAGAUGUUGCGAGGAAUCACCCUGUAGAAUGUUUUGAUUCGCUUGCAAUUCAAUGAUAAGGGGACAAGGUUUCUCCUUUUUUGCCACCUGGACGGUUUUCCUCAAAAUCUGGAUAUUUUCUGUAGCCAUGGAAACUGUUGCAUCUCCACUAUCAAAAUGUUACAUGUUGAAUGUGUAAUUGCAUGCCAGCAUCGUCAAUAUUGCAAAGUGUUUUUGCUCAUUAAGGAGCCUCAUAUUUUAA